AUGGCGCCGGGUCUUUUCCUGCGAGCCGCGCUCGCGUGUCUGUUCGCGGCUGUUGGCGCGCUCGCAGGCCCGUCGAAAUCAUGCCCUAGCAAGAUCAGCGAUUGCCCCGUUUGCCCUUCCGACUCCGUCGUUUCUUCCUCCUCCUCGUCCUCUUCCUCGGCCGUGUUCCAGCCCAAGAGCUCGGAGUUGCUGGGAGUUCUCAAGGGCAGUUUCGUCGCACACGCGUCGUUGACCAACAAGAAGUCGUCUGCGACGCUGCUGAACCCGUCGCAGAAGACGGCGGCGGUGACGAUCAAUCGGUGCUGCGUGUCGUGCAGCGAGCGCGAGGAUUGCGCGUAUUGGACGUGGAAGAAGAACAAGAAAAGCAACACAGGAAUAUGCAGUCUCUUCGGCGCUGACCAGUGCUCGACGCACAAGUCCCUCGCAAAGGUCAACAAGUGGCAGCCCGACACCAGUACCGGCGUUGUCUCCUUUAAGCGCUGCCUCGCUACAAGCUCCAGCUCCACCGGCGCCGGCAGCGCGUCUGCCGGUGAACCUCUCGCAGGGACCGACUCCACCGGUAGCGGGGACAGCAGCGCCAAAAGCGGCGGCAGCGUGAAGCGGUACAACACGACUUGCCCCGCGUUCCCGUGCCUGCCUGCCUGCCCGUCCGCCGUCGAUCUUCCGGACAUCACGGAUUCGAAGGGCCCCGCGUUUCCCGGCGCGUUUCGCGGGAAGCUGUACGAGCACUACUCGCAGGCGACGGGGCCGACUCUGGUGGAGGACGCGGGGCUGAAGAGCAUCGGCGAGUGCUGCGAGUACGCCGCGUCGCAGUUCAUGUACGACGUGACGUACUGGUCGUGGGAACAGAGCGACUCGACGGACUCCGGUCGCUGUAAGCUCUUCAGCAGCCAGGCGUGUGCGAGUCAGAGGGACGAGUCGGGCAACCUACCGGUUCAAGUCUUUGAUCCCACCUUCUCCACCACCUACGCCUUCCGUCUCAUCUGCUGA
Molecule: messenger RNA, 990 nt
Organism: Closterium sp. Naga37s-1
Lineage: Eukaryota; Viridiplantae; Streptophyta; Zygnematophyceae; Desmidiales; Closteriaceae
Source: the annotation of a GenBank genome assembly